Molecule: messenger RNA, 1332 nt
Organism: Coffea eugenioides
Lineage: Eukaryota; Viridiplantae; Streptophyta; Magnoliopsida; Gentianales; Rubiaceae
Exons: 4
Coding region: 1-1332 (443 amino acids)
Molecular function (GO): zinc ion binding
Source: RefSeq, a predicted model, not a curated record
AUGGUGACUGCUAAAUGGGUUGCUGAGAGAUACAAGGACAGAAUUAGGGCCAAUAUGAACAUUCCAGUCCAUUCUUUGAGGCAAACAGUGUAUGAGGAGUACAAGAUACAAAUAUCAAAAAUAAUAGCUAGAAAUGCUAGAGGUAUAGCUGUUGACAAAAUCAAAGGUUGUGCACCUAUUGCUUGGACCAUAGUGGAGAAGGAAGCUAUAGUCCAGUGGAAAUGGUUCGUACAACUUCUCCAAGUAGAUCUGGAAAUAGAUAAACAGUAUCACUACACUUUCAUCUCUGAUCAACAAAAGAGAUUGGACAGAGCAUUAUCCGAGGUGCUACCCAACUCUGAGUAUAGAUACUGUGUGCAGCACAUGUAUCGAAAUUUCAAGAAGAAACAUCCUGGAAAGGCACUUAAAGGGAUGUUAUGGUCAACAGUUAGGAGCAGCACAAUUGAGAUAUAUAAGAAAGCUGAUGAGGACUUGAAAGAGUAUGAUAGUGAAGCAUACAAGUGGAUGGAGAAGGCUCCUCAUCCGAUGCAUUGGUGUAAGGCUUACCUUUCUCCUCACACUAAAUGUGACAUGAUUGUCAAUAAUCUAUGCGAGUCUUUCAAUUCACGUAUACUAGAGGCCAGGAAUAAACCAAUUAUAUCUUUAUUGCAGAAGGCUAGAGAACUGAUGAUGGAAAGAAUUCAAAAAAGAAAGGUUGCCAUGACAAGAUAUCCACACUCAACUGGUCCUUUGAUUAGAAAAAUUAUUGAUGACAGAAUUGAAGAGUCUUUCCAAUGGUUCCCACAAUUCAAUGGGAUUGAUGGUUCUCAGGUAAAGUGCCCAAGGAAUUCCCAGUUUGCUGUGAAUUUGAAAAAGAAGAGUUGCACUUGUCGAAUUUGGGAAUUAUCUAGUUUACCUUGUACCCAUGCCAUUGCAGCAAUUAAGCAAACUGAGAAUGAUCCACAUGAAAUGAUUGCGGAAUGUCACUACAAAAGGUUAUUUUUACAGGUUUAUAAUAAUGUCUUGCAACCCAUCAAUAGCCAACUACUGUGGCCUGAGUCCAGCACUCUUCAACUCGAUCUUCCAAUUUCCACUUUCCAACUUGGGAGGCCAAAAAAGCCAAUACCAGUAGUUCAGCAACCAAAUCCAGCAGCUACAAGUUCUAGAUAUGGCAUGAAAUUCAACAGAAAUGGUAAACAGCCCUUGACUAAUGCUGACAAAAGGAUGAUUAACGCUAAUUAUGCCUAUUUGGGAAAGGAACCACCCUUCAAGGUUGGCAGGUGGAAGGGUAGAAGAGGUGCAAAUGCUGGUAGAUCUAGAUCUACAAGAGGCAGAGAUGCAGCUGCAAGUUAG